CUUUUUCUUCCCUCUCUCUCUCUCUCUCUCUUCCAAUUUGCAAACAAACCCUAGCUUACCUUUCUCUCUCUACCUCUCAUCAUGAACAACAACGAUCCUGAAAAUCCCGAUCUGACCAACGAUGACUCUUCUUGGACACAACUCAUAGCUCCAGACUCUCAUCACUUCUUCCACACAGACACUUCCAACAUCCUCUCUGACUUUGUCAGGAACCUCCACGCUUCCUCCCAAUCCGGUUUACACACCCUCCGGUUUGAUACAGGUUUAACACCUACCGUGACCACCACCACUCCUUCCUCUUCCUCAUCCGCAGCCGUUAAAGAGGUUUCUACAUCUAAUAACCUCCCUGCUACCUCAAGUUCAAGCGAGGAUCCAACGGAGAACUCAACCGCCUCCGCCGUGAAAACACCGGAGACACCAAAGAAGGAGAAGAAGAAGGCUCAGAAGCGAAUCCGGCAACCAAGAUUUGCGUUCAUGACCAAGAGUGAUGUAGAUAAUCUUGAAGAUGGAUAUCGAUGGCGCAAAUAUGGACAGAAAGCUGUCAAAAAUAGUCCAUUCCCAAGGAGCUACUAUAGAUGCACAAACACUAGAUGCACGGUGAAGAAAAGAGUAGAACGAUCAUCUGAAGAUCCAUCGAUAGUGAUCACAACAUACGAAGGACAACACUGCCAUCAAACCACUGGAUUCCCUCGUGGCGGAAUCCUCACAGCUCACGACACUAGUCACUUCACAUUCCAUCGUCACCUCCCUCCUCCAUUGCCAAAUCCUUAUUACUAUCAAGAACUCCUUCAUCAACUUCACAGAGACAAUACUUCUUCACUGAGAUUACCCCAAUCUACUACUGAAGACGGACUUGCUGCUGUGUCGUCUAUUAAUCCAUCAGAAGAAGGCUUACUUGGUGAUAUUGUACCUCAAACCAUGCGCAAUCCUUGAGGUACCAUCAGCAAAUCAUCAUUAGCUUGGUAGCAAUGCUAAUGAGGGAGGUGCUAACUAAUUUUCUAGAAGAUAUUGCAAACUGGAAAACAAUACAGCCUCAACGGGUUGUAAGCAGAGAUUUUGUAUAUUAUUUCAUUGUUGGCGUCGGUCUCACCACCGGUAAGGUUGCAAUUUCUUAAGGCAUAUAUAUAUAUAUGUAUAUAUAUAUACAUAUA
Messenger RNA from Eruca vesicaria subsp. sativa (arugula), 1151 nucleotides. The record is from the annotation of a GenBank genome assembly. NCBI's taxonomy places the organism in Eukaryota, Viridiplantae, Streptophyta, Magnoliopsida, Brassicales, Brassicaceae.